GUGUGGGUGAGCUCGAAAGCAUGCGCGUGUGUCAGUGCCUAGCGGUAGCUCUCCAUCUCUUUCGCACUCAGAGUGCCUCCAAGUAAACUCCUCUUUUCCUCUCGGGUGUGAGGGGAGACAGUCCAACGGUAGGACACCUGGACGGCGGGGGAACGGGGAAGAUGCUGGCGACGAUGUUAACUGCUAUGUACUUGGUGGUGCGGUUUUCGGAGCAGCUGGGCCUGCGCUGGGUCCACUCUGAGCCCCUCCCCUACAUGGUGGCCCCACCCACACCCUGGCAGGUCCACUGUGUGUCCCAGGGUCGCCGUAGCAGCCGUGUUGAUGAGAGUGGUUUUGAUCAGCAGAACACUGGAGGCGGAUACAGAAGAAACUCCGCCCACCUGAACAAGGCAGCCACCACCAUCCAGUCCCAGUACAGGAAGUACCAGCAGAGAAGGCACCGGGCCAGACACUAGCGAGGGAGGCCUGGAGCCCAUCGCCAGGCUGGCAUGCAGACUGCUGCCAAACGAGCCGCCCCGCUACAUCCAACCGACCACACGCACGCCCACGGUUAUGAACGGGAACGCCAAACGAUUUCAAGCACACAUACAUACACACGCACACCCACGGUUAUGAACGGGAACGCCAAACGAUUUCAAGAACACGUACAUACACACGCAGGUGCACACACACGGGUGCACACACACGUACGGACACGCACACACACGCACACCCACGGUUAUGAACGGGAACGCCAAAUGAUUUCAAGAACACGUACAUACACACGCAGGUGCACACACACGGGUGCACACACACGUACGGACACGCACACACACGCGCACAUAUACACACCUGCAUGAUGCUGUGAGCAACCAAUAUGCUCCAGAAAUAUUGUUUGAACUGUAUGUACAUUUGCAGUGAAAAAACGUUGUUUAUGUUGUAAUUAAUACCAUGCGAUCUCUGACUUGUUAAUCUCAGAUCUACCUAGUGUGUGAAGCAUCAUUCUGUAUUUGAAUCAUAAUACGGAGAGAGAAAGAGAGAGAGAGAGAAAGAGAGAUCGACAAUGUGCAUGUCACGUUCAAGCCGAUGUGGGAGAAUUAUGCUACAGUGGCGUGAAAAUGUUCAAUGUGAAAUGUGCAUUAAAAACAUUUUAAUCAUGAAUAAUCACUCAGCACAUA
Anguilla anguilla (European eel) is the source of this 1157-nucleotide messenger RNA. RefSeq lists its product as uncharacterized. The transcript is spliced from 4 exons. The record is from RefSeq and is a predicted model, not a curated record. Gene Ontology annotation, molecular function: protein binding. The coding region runs from base 162 to 455 and encodes 97 amino acids. Lineage: Eukaryota; Metazoa; Chordata; Actinopteri; Anguilliformes; Anguillidae.